AUGAUACCAGCCGCUAUGCUCGUAGCAAAUGUGUUUCUGCUGGCUGCGUGUUUGGAUUCGGUUGCAGCCGUGUUGUUGCCAUUUCCUCCCAGCUUUUACGUCACUACCGGUACCACAAUUCCUUUCAUUUCUUCCCCACCCGUAGCACAGAGUGGAAACAUUUACGCCUCCAAUGAAUCCAAGAGGUUGCGCGUCGAUAACUUUUUUAUGGGAUUUCAGUACUCAUUUGUUGCAGAUGGUAAACUGGGACGCGGUUUCGUGUUCGAAAGCAUCGAGCCCAUCACCACCACCACCGCCAGCGGCAACAACAAUAACAACAAUAAUAAUAACAACAAUAAUAACAAUAGUAGCGAAAAGAAAAGUGGUAGGGGAGGUGAAGAGAGAAUUUCUUGUCGCUCGUUUGCGUUAAACCGCGGCCUUACGGGGUUUGGAGUUCCGGAUGAGUUUGUUAGGCACGCGGAGUCAAGUCUCGUCCGUGGUGUGAAGGUUUGGCGCUACACGGGGUAUAGCCGAAGUGGUGUGGGCCCAUUGCAGGAGGUGGAUUAUUUUAUUCGCAAUGGUACAUUUCAUGCCGUGCCAUGGCGGGUACAAAUACGACGGCGGCAGACUGCGUUAAAGGAAUUGACGGGAAGCCCCAUGACGCUUCCGAACUGGCGGUAUUUUGGAGGUCUUUUCUUUGAUGAAGUGGCAGUCCCUGAAGGGCCAUACGAAGACAAACUUGAGCGCCUCAUGCAGGACACAACUGUCACGUUGGACUUUUAUAAUUUUGUCCCCGCGGAACCGCAUCCAUCGGUAUUUUCCGUCCCGGACAAUUGCAAGGAAGUCAGUGCACGCUUUACGGGAAAUGAUGUGGAUAUAUCGUUAGCACAACGCUUCCUCGUGGAUUUGAGUUUGUACACUCCUGUGGGUCGUGAAAUGCUGCGGGAGGAGUUGAAUUCCGCGUAA
Messenger RNA from Trypanosoma brucei brucei TREU927, 945 nucleotides. RefSeq lists its product as hypothetical. The coding region runs from base 1 to 945 and encodes 314 amino acids. Lineage: Eukaryota; Euglenozoa; Kinetoplastea; Trypanosomatida; Trypanosomatidae. The transcript has a single exon. The record is from RefSeq and is a predicted model, not a curated record.